Messenger RNA from Asparagus officinalis (garden asparagus), 1103 nucleotides. Its product is annotated as protein YIPF6 homolog. Gene Ontology annotation, biological process: endoplasmic reticulum to Golgi vesicle-mediated transport. The record is from RefSeq and is a predicted model, not a curated record. NCBI's taxonomy places the organism in Eukaryota, Viridiplantae, Streptophyta, Magnoliopsida, Asparagales, Asparagaceae. Gene Ontology annotation, cellular component: membrane; trans-Golgi network.
AUGACCGACAACAGUAACAGUCGCACGGGCACCAGGGUGGAAAGGGGUGGGCAGUCCGCCAGCGGUUGGAGUCUGGAGGCGAACGAAUGCCGAGCCUGCGCAAAAUACCCGGUCGCAGCGUCGUCCACCGUCGCGCCGUUGGCCCGUCCAUCAACACCUGUGCCAGACCCUCCCAGUUCCGGGUCCUCCCCGUCGGAUGGGACCAGGGCUCGAGGACCGGUUGUCGACAGAGGGCUCCGGCUCCGCGGGGGCGGCGAACUAGCGAGGUAUGUGACGCGAAGCCCGGUCUGGUGAGAAGCGGUGAAGAGGGAUGUGUGUCGGAUCUGGAGUAAUCUGAAGCUGGUGGUGUUUCCGAACCCGAGCCGGGAGGACCCGGGGAAGGCGCUGAGGGAUUGGGAUCUCUGGGGUCCUUUCUUCUUCAUUGUGUUUCUUGGCCUCGUUCUUUCGUGGUCCGCGACGGCCAGAAAGUCCCAAGUGUUUGCCGUUGCCUUUGCCGUUCUCGCUGCCGGAGCUAUAAUUCUAACCCUGAACGUCCUCCUCCUCGGCGGACGCAUAAUCUUCUUCCAGAGCGUGAGUCUUCUCGGAUACUGCUUGUUCCCUCUAGAUGUCGGUGCUCUUGUAUGCAUGGUGAAAGAUGAUGCUGUUGUAAAGCUUGUCAUGGUGACGAUCACACUGGCUUGGAGCUCAUGGGCAGCUUACCCUUUCGUGAGUACCGCCGUUGUCCCGGGGCGAAAGGCUCUGGCAAUAUAUCCUGUGUUACUCAUGUACAUCUCUGUCGGAUUUUUUAUCGUUGCGAUCACCUAGAAGGUCACAUAUAUAUAGUCUGAACAAAGUAUUCGGUGGUCCUGAUCCAUGACAUUAAUGGUGCACCUAAUGGAUAUCGAUCCUUUAAUGAAAGGAGCUGAGGAUUUGUGCCUUGUCAUUGGAUUAUGUUUCGUGAGCUAUUCUUCGAUUUAUUUUGUACCGGGUAUUUCUUUGGUUUUAGACGUUUUUUUCCUUCAAAUUUGACAGUUACCGGGGAUGUUAAAGGUCUUGCCACCUCAACAUUAUCUUAGAGAAAUGAAGGUGUGGAAAGAGAAAAUUCCAAAUUAAUUGUUGAAGAA